AUGGUCGAUAAAACGACAACAGUCAAGAGCAAUGAACUUUACAUUUUUGAGCUACAGGAAGAAAUUCUAAACUCUUUGGAGCUGAUGAUUUUUGAUAGCUCAGUAACGGAGGUCACUAUUGACAAGCAAACCGAUUCAAAAUCAGCUGUCAAUGAGGCCGAAGACGAUACUCCGGGGCUGCUAGGCUGUCGCUCCUGCGAAAUAGGCUUUUCAUCACCAGUGUCCAGAAAACUGCACUACAAGACGGACUACCAUCGCUUUAACAUUAAACGCAAAAUUAAUGGUCUUCCGCCAAUCAGUUUAGAAGAAUUUGAGGUGCUUGCCGAAAAUGAUGACGUGGAGAGCAUAUCUGGGUCUGACUCAAAUUCAGACUCUGAUAGCGAAGGAGAUAUAUAUCGAGAAGACAAGGACAAACUGUCAGCUAUUCUAGAGGACCAAGUGGCAGAGAUGAAAAUCUCGGAGGAUUCUUUAGCCGGUCCUGAGAGCCAUUUGAACACUCGUUCGCCCCAGAUUUAUUUCAAAUCGAAGAUUUUGGAUAAGAAUGAAAUCUUCGGCGCAUACAAAGCUUUAUUUUCGAAAGUGGCCAUUGAAAGGCCUCUUGAGUCCAUUCGUGAAUGGAACUUGACGGUAUCUUCUGCCUCUAAUCAUGAUAUUCCAUAUUCUGCCCUUUUCAUGGUAGGUGGAGGUCACUUUGCUGGUGCUAUAGUGUCCCACAAGCGUCUCAAUAUAAAAGGGCAUAUGACGAAAAAUGACGAGACACUUCAGGAGAGGGCUGUUCAAUUUCUAGAACACAAAACAUUUCACAGAUAUACAACGAGGAGAAAACAAGGUGGUUCUCAGUCGGCCAUGGAUAACAGCAAGGGCAAGGCAAAUUCUGCUGGCUCUUCUCUGCGGAGAUAUAACGAAACCGCGCUAAGAGUAGACAUUCAACAGCUUCUUUACCACUGGACACCCUACUUGAAGCACUGUAAAAACAUUUUCAUUAGAGCUAAGAGUACCAGUGAUAGAAGAAUGUUUCUAGAUAGCAGUACCUGCCUCGAUAAAAAUGAUAUGAGAAUACGAUCAUUCCCUUUUACCACGAAGCGUCCAACUGGCCAUGAACUGAAGAAAGCGUGGUGCCAGUUGGCAUAUUUACAUGUUAACGAGAAGCCCCAGGCGGACGCCAAGCUAAAAUCUAACGCUGACGAAAUCAUUACUGUGGCAACUCCAGCAAAAGUACAACCUCAAGUGGAAGAAGACCCAAAUGUUCUACACACGAGAGAACUUAUAUCUCUCUUGAAAAAGUCCAAAGCUCCAUUACUGUUGUCAUAUCUUCGCAAAACUGAGCUAGAUAAAAAUUUUCGUUUCCACCCACAGCAGGAGUAUGCACAAACUCCAACGAUGUUGCAUUACGCUGCGCAACAAGGUCUCAAAAACAUGGUUUUGAUCUUGCUCAGCAAUCUCAAGUGCGAUCCAACUAUAAAGAAUGCCUUUGGGAGAACACCGUGGGAGUUAUCCAAAAAAAAGGAAGUGCAGCAGUCUUUUCAAAUCGCAAGAUUCAAUCUAGGGGAGGACUUUACAGACUGGGAGUCAUCCCGUAUUGGUGAACCCGUGAGUAGAGAGGAGAUCGAAGCUCUCAACGAAAAAGAGGACAAGGAGAGAGAGCUCGAAAAGGCACGGCUGAUAAGAGAGGAGCUCUCGGCUGCUAAAGAAAAACAAAGACUUGAGAAAGAAUCGAAAAGAGGACCUGGGAAAACUUUAGUCCCUCUAAUUUCAUCACUCCAACAAACCACAAAUUCUUUAACUGACGAUCAAAGGAUGCGCUUGAUGAGAGAACAGAGAGCCAGAGCGGCGGAAGCGAGGAUGAAGUCGAAUAGUGGAUAA
This is a messenger RNA of Lachancea nothofagi CBS 11611, 1863 nucleotides long. Lineage: Eukaryota; Fungi; Ascomycota; Saccharomycetes; Saccharomycetales; Saccharomycetaceae. The record is from the annotation of a GenBank genome assembly.